Molecule: messenger RNA, 2365 nt
Organism: Drosophila rhopaloa
Lineage: Eukaryota; Metazoa; Arthropoda; Insecta; Diptera; Drosophilidae
Product: P protein
Exons: 1
Coding region: 13-2103 (696 amino acids)
Biological process (GO): transmembrane transport
Cellular component (GO): membrane
Source: RefSeq, a predicted model, not a curated record
UUUAUCUAUCAAAUGAAAUUCGUGAGUGUUUUUUUUCGUGUAGCAAAUUUAGACGCAGUUUCCCAGGCAUGGCCAUCGUCGUACGGAUCAAGUAUUCCCCGUAGAUUACGGAUGCCUAACCAACUUGAGCCGAAUUACUUGGAUGAGCCGGAGGAAUUCUCUCUUUGGCGAUUUGUGUUUAAGCUCAUUAAGAUUGCUCUUCUGCUGCUGUUGUGGGGCUUCUUUACGUAUAUUCUGGUCCGGAUUGCAACCACACCCGAUGAAAGCUCGGUGGUCACCAUAUUGCCCAAUGAAACUUUGCUACGCAUAGUGUCACUUCCGAAUGAUGCCGUCAGGAUAAGUAUGUGGGGUCCUUUUGACCGGCAUUCCAAAAGCGAGGAUCAGCCCCUUGUGGGUGUGCGGUUGGAGUGGCGGGAUUCGGGCCAGAAUAAGAUAUUGGAACGGUCCGACAUGUGGAAUAUCUAUCUGCUGAAGAACGAUGAUGAUAGUUUCGUGGGAACCACCAACACCUUGCACGUCUCUCGCACGAAAAUGAGUAAUGCCAAGAGCAUGAUUUCGCUGGAGGGUAAGAACGAUCGUCCAGUGUCGCUGCUCAUGGUGGUAUCCGUCUGUCCCCUGGUAACCAAUCAUGGAGUGAUCUACGCCUCCCUCCUGCUAAUUGGUCUGUACAUCCUGAUUGUCUUCGAGCUGACGGAUCGCACAUUCGCCGCCCUCCUGAUGGCCACCACCGGCAUAGCUAUUCUCACGGCCCUGGGGAAUCGACCGACCCUCCAAAAAAUCAUAUCCUGGGUGGACUUUGAGACCCUGAUGCUGCUACUCGGGAUGAUGAUAAUGGUGGCCAUAAUGUCCGAGACCGGAAUCUUUGACUGGAUGGCCGUGUUGGCCUAUAGGAUCUCGAAGGGUCAUCCCUGGCCGCUGCUUAUUUUACUGAGCUCGAUAACCGCCCUCAUGUCCUGCAUCCUGGAUAACGUGACCAUGCUGCUCCUCAUGGCACCCAUCGCCAUUCGAUUGUGCGAGGCCAUUGGGGUGCAGACACCGCUCGUCCUGAUCGCUGUGGUCCUCUAUUCGAAUCUCGGUGGCACCCUCACUCCGGUGGGCGAUCCGCCCAAUGUGAUCAUUGCCACCAAUCCAGUGGUCGAGGAGAAUGGCAUAGACUUUGCCACCUUCACCGUGCACAUGCUGCCCGGAGUUUUGUUAGCGGUGUUUGCCGGUUUCGGUGUAAACUAUCUGACUAUGAGGAAAUCCCUGUUCAAACUGGGGGAUCAACAAAUUCAGCUAACGGCGGAAAGGGAUGCUAAUAGGCCUCGGCUAAGUGCGGAUAUUUCGCUUCGAGUCGCCCAAAUGAGGGAACGUCAGUCGGCGCGGCCGUGCGUAAGGCCCUCGGAGAACUAUUUCGAGAUCCUGGCCCAGUUGGAGGCACAUCAUCGGAUUCGGGACAAGACCCUGCUGAUCAAGUGCAUUCUCACCAUGGCUUUUGCGAUCAUCUGCUUCCUGAUGCACUCAAUGCCCUUCAUGCCCGGCGCCACCUUGGGCUGGGUGGCCGUGCUGGCUGCCUUCCUGCUCCUGAUCCUGGCCAAGAUGAACGACAUCGAGACGAUACUCGACCAGGUCGAAUGGUCGGCCCUGCUGUUCUUGGCCGCACUAUUUGUGCUCACCGAGGCGGUGGAUCAGUUGGGUUUCAUCCAUUGGCUGGGCGAAUGUACGGUCAAGUUGAUCAUGAGCGUUGGGGAGCAACACCAGACGACGGUGGGCAUACUUAUAAUCCUCUGGAUGACCGCCAUUUUAGCGGCCUUCGUCGGCAAUGUCCCAGUGACGACGAUGAUCCUGCGGCUGAACAUCGCACUGCACCGCAACGAGGCGAUCAGGAUGCCGCUAUCGCCCCUGAUAUGGGCCUUAUCCUACGGCGCAUGCUUCGGCGGUAAUGGCACCCUGAUCGGGGCAUCGGCCAAUGUGGUCGCAGCUGCGAUAGCCCACCAGUAUGGCUAUAAGAUCUCCUUCAUUCAGUUCUUCAUCUACGGAUUCCCCAUGAUGCUGGUCACCAUUUCUCUAGCCAUGGUCUACCUCCUGGUCGCACACUCCGUCUUCACUUGGCACAGGACAUAGUUCAAAGGCCUUCUCAGAGUUGUGAUAGAUGGGGAUCGAAAUACCUUUUAUCUAUGUGUUGCUCCGACGAAAAGUCUUAAAUUGGGAGUUUGCGAUCCAGAGAUUUACCAUUUGAUGGGAGGUUUCUCCGUCGAUGGACUGAAGGUAUUGAUUUCUAAAUAAGGAUAGCCUCCUUGGAACGCCGCGAGGCCCAUAAAAUACUCAACAUUUGUAAAGUAUAAAGUGUAAUGUCAUCCAUUAAAGUUUAAUUUUUCUAAAAAUA